AUGUCGAACAUGCAAACUCCACCUGACGUCGCCGACCCGAGUACUUUGGGUUGUUACCAAUCCUCACAAACUGCUCUGCUCCUGCUCGACUUCCAUUCUCUAUUCGUAGAGAAAGCUGGUGGUCCAGGCGCUCCUACCGCGUUGGCUACCGCGGUCAAACUAAGGAUCUGGGCAAAAUCGCAAGGCAUCAUGGUCAUCCAUGCCCUGCUUAAUAUCGACAAAUCGCCUUACCCGACUUGUAAGGGUGCAGAUCGACUUUCUGCGGUCCUCAAUGCUAUGAAGUCCAGUGGCGGUGAAGAGCCCGAAGAGCUGUUACACAACUAUGACGACGGCGACAUCACCUUUACCAGAUCACCCGGUCACGUCUCGGCUCUCAAGUCGCCUGGUCUACAAGACUAUCUGAAAGAAAAGGGCAUCAAGUCGCUGAUACUGACUAAAGUGAGCACUUCUGGAUGUGGUAUGCGGACUGCAGUUCCUGCUACCGAUGACGAAUAUGUGGUCACAAUCAUCUCCGAUGGCUAUGCCGAUGCAGAUAAGAACCUUCACGAUGUUUUAUUGCAGAGGGUGUUGGCAUCCAGGGCGUAUGUGACCACUGCAGCCGAAUUUCAGGAAAACUAUAUUUCGUCGAUUGAUCAAUGA
Messenger RNA from Aureobasidium vineae, 639 nucleotides. NCBI's taxonomy places the organism in Eukaryota, Fungi, Ascomycota, Dothideomycetes, Dothideales, Saccotheciaceae. The record is from the annotation of a GenBank genome assembly.